GUGGCUUGCAUGUGAAUCUUCCUGCUCCUGCGAGCAAGUGCUUCGUCGGGCGACAGACGAAUGCCACAGACCAGCGUUUCGGAUGCCUAAGGGUAUACAGCCUUCGUGUCCGACGAGGCUUCAGUAAAAGUUUCGCUGCUUCGGUUAUCUACUCGCCUUCCGUCUCGCUUGAAGUGUUUGAGCGAGAGGGGUGUUGGAACAGUGGCGGCAGAGGCUGAGGAGAUAAGCGGGGUUGAGAGAGAAAGAGGUUGGAGGAGAAUCGAACAGGGUUUUGACGGGAGAUCUGAGAUGUCAGAGGAGAAGCCGUUUGUGGAGCUUUAUAAGGGGUUCAAUGGACUCGAAAAGAUCGUGCUUAGAGAGGUCGGGGGGAGCUCGACAGAGUAUUUUGUUGAUGAGAUUUGUGUUUAUUUUAGAUGGGAUCUGAUUUACUAUAGUGGAUGGUGAUAAUGAUAUCCCCGAGUUUCAGAUACCACACUUAUAUGCGAAGGAAUUGUUCAUGCGAUGAAGCUCUUGAGGAAUGCGUGGCAGAUUUUCGACUCAGUUGUUGAACAUUUGCAUUGCUUCUCUAUGUAAGGCGAGGAUGUUGAAUAAGGCUGAGGCUGUUGUUGUUGAUGGAAUACGACUCGGUUGCCUCCCAGAUGUUGUGACAUACAAUACGCUGAUUGCUGCGUAUUGUCGCUUUGUGGGUUUAGAUGAAGCCUAUUUGAUUAUCAGAAGAAUGAGAGAAGCAGGAGUAAAGCCUGAUGUGAUUACAUACAAUUCCCUUAUGGCUGGAGCGAGUAGAUAUAAUCUACUUUCCUAUUGCCGGCAUCUGUUUGAUGAAAUGUCAAAAGAUGGAAUAAAACCUGAUGAAUGGAGCUACAAUACUCUGAUGCACUGUUUGUUUAAUUGUGGGUGUCCAGAGGAAGCCUUUCAGAUAUUUUCUGAUAUGAGUUCAACAAACAUCUCUCCAUCUAUUGUCACAUAUAAUACAUUGAUUAAUGGCUAUUUCAAGUCUGGAAAAUCAGUUAGCGCUAUCAUGACAUUUAGGAGGUUACAGAAAUUUGGUUUCUCUCCAGAGCUUGUUACAUAUAAUACAAUGCUUGAUGGGCUGUUCAAAGCAGGUAAAGUAGGUCAGGUAAUAAACAUUUUUAAGGAGAUUAGAGAAUCAGGUAUAGCUCCUAAUGCCAUAACCUAUACUACUGUUAUGAAAUGCUUGUUUAGGUCAAGAAAGUUUGAGCAAGGUUUAGACAUAUUCUCCAAGAUGAUGAGCGAAGGAUGUACUUCAGAUGUGUUUGCAUAUUGCACGGUUAUUAGUGCUCUAGUCAAGAGGGGCAAGACAGCAGAUGCUCAUCUUUGCAUCCAGCAGAUGCUUAAUAAUGGAAUUGGCAUUGAUUUAGCUUGUUAUAAUUCUCUAAUUUAUGUGUAUUGCAAGGAAAAAAAUAUGAAUGAUGCGUUACGGCUGCUGAAUGAGAUUGAGGAAGCCGGCCUGCAAAGCGAUGAAUAUACGUACUCUACUUUGGUGGAUGGAUUCUGCAAAUUGGGUGAUGUUAAUUCUGCUAGGAAUCAUUUGCGUGUAAUGGAAAUAAAUGGCUUAAAUAUGAAUGUGGUAGCUUAUAAUUGCCUUAUUGAUGGGUUGUGCAAAGCGGGACAGGUGGAUCAUGCCAUUAGUGUGUUUAAGAUGAUGAAGAUAAGAGAUUCUUUCACCUACUCGGCUUUGUUGCAUGGUCUAUGUAAAGCAGGCAGGUUUCGUGUUGCAUCUAAAUUCUUAUGGACUUGCUUGAGUAAGCGCAUUAGUGUGCUCAAGUCUGCUCAACUUGCAGUCCUUCGUGGUCUUCGGUGCUCGGGAUUUGGAAAUGAUGCGAAGAAACUCAAGGCUGCUAUAUGGAGGGCUCGAUUUUUUAAUGACAUAAAGUAGGGGUUUGUUCGGCUAUGAAUGUACCUUGCGGCCUGAUUUUUGCUACUGUGAAACACUUGCGUGUUUCCUUGAUUGCAGAUGUCUUGGGAAGUGUGAAGGCAAAAAAUAGCCGACUAACAGUAGCAGAAGAUUGAGUUUGAAGAGAGGAUUAAUCCGCAGCCUAAAAAUGGCAGACUUAUCUGUCAAGCUGGUGUAGAAGACAACGGAGCUUGAUGUUCAUGAAAAAUUACAGGAUCGUCGUUCGGGGAGGAUGAUUGGAACUGCUAAGCGGGUUGGUGGGCUCUUAUUGUUCCAAGAUAAAAGCACGAAAAACGAGGAGACUUCACCCAAUAGUUGCAGUUCUCAGUUUACUGAAUGACCUAUUUUGUUGUUACACUAUCGUUUUGGUCAUCCUAGUUUCCAGUAUCUAAAAUAAUUGUAUUUGUUGAUGUUUACUAAUAAAAUUUCUUUUAAUUUCACAUGUAAGUUAGCUAAAUAUCACGUGUUCUUUAUCCACCCCACAAUUACACACCUUUCAUGCCUUUCUCUCUUUCAUAGUGACUUAUGAGGACCUUCUUGCACUCCUAAUUACACCAAUAAAUGGUGGUUUAU
Messenger RNA from Phalaenopsis equestris, 2488 nucleotides. Its product is annotated as putative pentatricopeptide repeat-containing protein At4g17915. Gene Ontology annotation, molecular function: protein binding. The transcript is spliced from 5 exons. NCBI's taxonomy places the organism in Eukaryota, Viridiplantae, Streptophyta, Magnoliopsida, Asparagales, Orchidaceae. Bases 518 to 1897 code for a protein of 459 amino acids. The record is from RefSeq and is a predicted model, not a curated record.